Messenger RNA from Saccostrea echinata, 4077 nucleotides. Its product is annotated as cadherin-23-like. NCBI's taxonomy places the organism in Eukaryota, Metazoa, Mollusca, Bivalvia, Ostreida, Ostreidae. The record is from RefSeq and is a predicted model, not a curated record. Gene Ontology annotation, molecular function: calcium ion binding. Gene Ontology annotation, biological process: homophilic cell-cell adhesion. The transcript has 30 exons. Gene Ontology annotation, cellular component: cell-cell junction; plasma membrane. Bases 1 to 3903 code for a protein of 1300 amino acids.
AUGGAAGAUAAUCCUCAUUUUGCAUUUAAACUGGAGGCAUCGGUACGAAGUCCGAGUUUAAAUGUGACUAUAAGAGCAGAUGCCUCCUCAAGUAACAUUGUUUACGUAAACAAUACACACAAAGGCAACAAAGUAGACGCUUACGUGUACGUAAAGACUGAUUUGGACAGAGAGAUGAAAUCUACCUGGACUCUUAUUUUCAUCGCCGAAAGUAGCAACUCUAAUGUUCCUCAUGUUAUUGAAACUAUCACACUCAGUCUUGUUGACGUGAAUGAUGAAAGUCCUGUCUUUAGUCCUCCUGCGUACCAAAUCAUUAUACCAGAGGACUAUACUGUCUACACCAGAGUUGAAAAUUUAAAAAUCGUUGCGAAGGACCCAGACAAUGGACUAGGAGGACAUGUAACAUACAGCAUAAAGCCAACUGGUCAGGCGGAGGAAUUGUACAAAGGUUAUUUCUCUAUUCACGUAGAGAACGAGGGAUCAUACCUAAAACUGCAGAAACAACUGGACUAUGAAACAUUAACGUUUUUACAAUACCAAAUAAUCGCAACGGAUGGGGAAGAACCCUUUCACAACAGUACAGCUGAGCUUCUCGUAAAAGUAAAAGAUGUGCAAGAUAAACCACCAGAGUUCCAGGGAUUACCGUACAUCAAAAGUGUCUUUGAAAAUGUUACUGGGGUCAUAUUUACCGUGAACGCAUUGGAUGGGGAUCUUGGUAUACCGAGGUCUGUCAAAUACGGACUUAUAAAUGAUUCAUGUGCCAGUUACUUUAGUAUCAAUGAAACAACUGGCGAAGUAAUUGUUCAGAAAACGUUAGACAGAGACAGUGGGGAAAUCCAUGAUCUCCGAGGUGUUUGUUCUAUUAAAGUAGAGGCCUUUGAAAUAAAUACGGACAAAGCUAACGAGACACGGUCUGUCACUGAUUUGACACUCACUAUUAAUGACGUAAAUGAUAACCCACCAACUUUCUCUAACGGAACCUAUGAAGGCUUUGUAUCCGAGAAUACGACUGGAAUUUCUAUAACAUUCAACGAGAACAUCCUAGUGGAAGAUAUUGACCAGAAUAGACACAACACGAUAAACUUAUCAGUGUUUUACUCCAACAUGACAGCACAAGAUAGCGUGCAAGCAUCGCCUGGAGAGAUUAUAGGAAAAGGAAUAGUAAUACUCCGUGUUAUCAAACCAUUUGACUUUGAAAAAGAAAGGGAAAUUGAGCUUGUGGUGAAGGCAGAAGACAAAGAAAACCCAUCUCUUUUUAACACAAGUAAUAUCACAAUAAGGAUCAAAGACACAAAUGAUAAUGAUCCAGUAUUUAAGAAUGAAACGUAUGAGUUUUACAUAAAUGAAAACAGCUGUCAGGACACAGCAGUUGGCACAAUAGAGGCUUCUGAUGCCGAUUGUGGUGAAUUUGGAAAUAUUUCAUACGGAAUAAAUGGACCAAACAACGGGUUUGGUAUAGAUAGAAAAAGCGGAAAUAUCUACGUGGCAUCAAAUAAAAGUUGCAGAUGCUUAAAUAUAAGUUGUGAAGAGAGUCUACUGGACAGGGAGAAGAUCCCGAUGUAUUACCUGACAAUGGAGGCUCGAGAUGGAGGGGGGAGGCGAACUCCUGUAUCUGUUGUCAUUCAUCUUAAAGACGAAAAUGACAAUCCCCCUGAGUUUCGAGACAAGUCAUAUGAAUUUAGCAUAAAAGAAAAUUCUUAUGUUUUUUCAUCUGGAAAGAAAACUGCCGUUCUAACGGCAUCAGACAAAGAUGAGGAUUUAACCCCUAACAGUCGCAUAUCUUUCUGUAUGUUGGAUAAAAGUAACGAAUGUGCUUAUGAUUCAUACUUCAAAAUGGACAAUAAUGGAACCAUGACGUUGAUAAAACAGCUGGAUUUUGAAAAUUUAACCAAGUCGUCUAACCCACAAUAUAGAGAGCUUAUUUUGAAGGUCAUGGCAUAUGAUCAUGGCAAUAAAUCAAUGAAUUCAACAGUAAAUGUGACGAUUAUUGUACAGGAUGAAAAUGACAACAAUCCAACUUUCAGUGAAAACUAUAAAAGAAGUGUUAAAGAAAACUCGCCUUCGGGGACACAUAUAUUAAGUGUAUCAGCUGAAGAUGAUGACGGGACAGCCCCGAACAACGAAGUUUCAUAUUUCAUUUUCUUGGGAGGCUCUGACCAGUUUAAAAUGGAUGGAAAUUCAGGAAAUCUAUCAGUUCAAAUUGGCGCAAAAUUAGACAGGGAGAGUGUUUCAAGUUAUAAUCUAACGAUCAUUGCCAUUGACAAAGGAAAUCCUCAAAGAACCGGAACUACAAAUGUUACCCUGAUAAUAGAUGAUAUAAAUGACACGCCUCCUGAACUUCUGAAUCUUCCCGACAGUAUCAAACUUGAGGAAAAUUGCACAGAUAACAAAGUAAUAUUCAGAUGCAAUGGCUCCGAUAAAGACAUCGAUUCAUUGCUUUGGUAUUCAAUUGAAAUUAAAGAAGCUUAUGAUCACCUCGGUAAAGAAUUCAACGUUUCUAAGGACUAUUUUACGAUCAAUAAUACAACAGGAGAAAUACAUGCAAAUAUGAUUGAUGCGGAGAAGGAAUCUUCAUUUAUUUUGAGCGUUGUCGUAAAAGACACAAAAACACAUGAGAAUUACUCUGCUACUGCCAAAGCUAAGCUCACUGUUAACGUAACUGACAAAAACGACAACCCACCUGUGUUCACAGCUAAAUCAUUAUCUGCUGGAAUUCUACGAAGCUCCCCGUAUAACACAAUAGUAUUGGACUUAAAAAAGUUUGUUAGGGAUCAAGAUAUUACUGAAAAACACAGGUUACAUAAAUUCUACAUGUCUUCCAUAAAAAACCACGGAGUGAAGAAUAAUUCUAACGUUAUAACCACAAGCUGUAAGAAGGCAUUCUGUGUGACUGAGAACGGCACUGUCGUUUCUAAUUUCUUAUUCACCGGAAAAGGAAGCAUUGAACUAAAUAUCAGAGUUAAUGAUACAGCAGGAUCCAGCGACACAACGUUAGAUAUUUAUAUCAUCGAUGAAUCACAACAACUUUCAAUGCAUUUUCAAAGACCGAAAAACGACGUUAAUAAAGUGCAAGAGGAUGUAUUGAGGACUUUAUCAGCUAAAAUCGGUUACAAAUGUGUGUUUGAUGAAAUUAAUCCAUAUCAAGACACAGAAGGAAAUAUAAUUGAAUUUCAAUCACUGUUAACAUUCCACGUCAUAGAUGAAAAGAAAAGAGAAGUAUUGGAUGCAAUCUUUGUACAAGGCGUUCUAGAUAAGCAUGGGGACGACUUAAAAGAAUUGCGAAACCAUUACGGAGUGGCUGCCAUUGGUGCAUUACAGAUAACUGAUGUAGAAGAUAAGGGCAGCAAAAUUAAGGAGACGUAUAUACUAGUGGCAGUUAUUGUUCUUUUAACACUAAUACUAGGAAUUGUCAUCUACUUCUACGUAACGUCGAUCUCAAAAUCUAAAAGAAAGUUGAAGGCUGCGACUAUAUCAUCCACGGAGAAGAAAAAUGGUCAAAGUUUGGGAGAUGCUAUUAUCCCAGGCAGCAACAUAUUUUCGAAAAAUAGGAACCCUUUAAUCGAUAAAGACGAGGAAGUACAAAGAACAAUCGGUUACCAGGAUAAUACAAGCUUGGCGGGAAGCGAAGAUUCUUUGGACUGCAAUGAAGUAGAAUACGACAAAAGUAACUACUUCCUCGAGAAAGACCCAGUAGAAGAAAAGGAGGCGGUUCUGGAGAUGUAUGGAGAGGAUGGGGGAGUUCCUGUCGGUAACGAUGAUGACAUGGCAUUGUUAAAACAAGCACUGCAACAACACGAGUUAACUACAGAGAAUGGGAAUGGGGGAUCAAAGGGUGGGGGGUUAGAUGUCAUACAGGGGAAAGUCAACGAGGGGUACGAAAUAGUUGAGGCCACGGAUGUUUGAUUUUGGUUUGAUUGAUUGAUUGAACAAUUUGGGGCAGAAAUAAUUACUAUAUCAUAAAUAUAUAAGUGAACAAUUUAGAGACAGAUGCAUUUUUUUGCCUAUUUUAAACACCAAUUAAAAAUUUAGAGACGAAAUUAAUUCCUUCAUCACAAUAAUAAAUAACUAUAUCACGUA